Diorhabda carinulata is the source of this 1973-nucleotide messenger RNA. RefSeq lists its product as uncharacterized. Lineage: Eukaryota; Metazoa; Arthropoda; Insecta; Coleoptera; Chrysomelidae. Bases 293 to 1855 code for a protein of 520 amino acids. Gene Ontology annotation, biological process: SCF-dependent proteasomal ubiquitin-dependent protein catabolic process. The record is from RefSeq and is a predicted model, not a curated record. The transcript is spliced from 4 exons. Gene Ontology annotation, cellular component: SCF ubiquitin ligase complex.
AGAUGACAUAUGUUAAUUUUUAUUACAAAACUGUCAAAAGAUUUGCUGUAAAUAAUAAUAAUAGCAUUAUAAAUAUACUGUAAGUUAAAAUAUAUAUUCUACAAGAUAUAUAAUUUAAUCCUUCAAGCAUGGACAUAGCGUCAACUAUUGUUAUUUAAGAAAUGGAAAACCGAAAGUAAACAAGAAACAAAAUCUGUGAUAACUGUAUUGAAACUACAGUAAAUGGGAUUUGGAUAGAGAUACCAAUUUCAAGAUCUAUUUCUUAUCACGAAAUUAAAAAAUAGCUACAAUAAUGCCAAGACAUAGAGAUGUCCCGUCUCUAGAGCUACUGAGCCUGAAGAGUAUAGGUUGCCUUGUCGUGCAAAUGGCGCCUUCAAUUCUAUCUAAAAUAUCUAUAUACAAGGAACCUCAGAAGGUGGUAUCUAUUCUUCAAAAGAAUCUAUCAUGGUUGAAUAAUCAUCUGUCUUCGCAUAUUCCUUUUUAUCUCUACGAUCAAAUGGCUAUGGAAGUUUUGAAAGCUGUGGAAGCGCUGGUAGAAGAAACAAAGAAAUCUUAUUAUCCUCGUACUUCAAUGGCGAGAUUUUUAACUGAAAUGAAUGUAGCUGUGAGUCUAACUGAAGUUGUUGUGAAUCAUUAUUUGAAAAGUGUUGAUUUGUCUCGGUGGCCUAAAAUAAUGAGAUAUAUGUUAUAUAAAAAAUUACAUAAAUUAACGGGAUUAGAAAAUCUGUAUAUAGGAUCUUGCUUAGGUGGUUGGAGAACAUCAGAAUUCGAUAGGUGUUUACUGGAUAGUAUAUCACAAAUGAAACAUUUAAAAUCCCUUUGUUUGUGCUUCGAUGGUACAGACUUUACUGUCCAAACUGUAGGUGAAAAUUGUCUCCAGAUUCAAUGUUUAGAUCUAACUUCUUCUAUCGCAGUAACUGAUAGAUGUAUACCGUUUUUACUGAAAUGUGUUAACUUGAAAGAAUUGCAAUUACAUCGAACUUCUGUAACCACGGAAGGAUUAGCCCAGCUUAUCGUUGGGCUUCCGAAAUUGCAAGAUUUGGGACGUUGCGAUGAUUUUGGGAAUGUUAUCAAACAUUUACACCAUAAAUAUCCGAACGAAGGACCUUUUGCACUCAAAAAAAUCCAAACUAGAGACAUCACCACUGAAAAUUUGAGAUUAUUAGUGUGGAUGUUUCCGAAAAUUGAAUAUGUUAGUUUAUUUCAUGAUGUACAGAUAUCAGAUUUGACUGUUUUAAUUUCAUUAGACCACCUUAAAGAUUUGAAAUUAUUGUCGUGUGCUUUUUAUAGUGAUUAUUUACAACAAUUAUUGGAAAUCAGAGGUACAAAUAUAACUAGUCUUCAUUUAGAACACGUAGAAGAAUUGGACUUCAAAGUUUUAGUUGAUAUUAGUCAAUAUUGUCCAAAAUUGAAAAACUUGGUAUGUUAUAAUUGCGAUUUCCGAAAUAGUCCCAUACCAAACCAGAAGUUUAAAGUACAUCCAUUCUUAAAUUUGGAAAGGAUAUUUUGGGUAGUCGACAGUGCUGUCAGUCAUUUGGAAUUCAUACUUAAUCAUGCUUAUCACAUAAAGUAUAUCCAUCUGGGUUCUUCGAAUGGAAUUACACAUUCUUCUAUUGUAAAUAUACUGACUGUGAAUUCAAUGAAAAAACUUGAAGAACUGCGAGUUUUAUACAGCAGCGAUAUGAAUAUGAGGACUGUUGAAUUAUUGUUAGCCAGUUGUACCAAUUUGAAAGUUUUAUCUGAAUUAGAAAGUUGGCAGGGUAUAACUAUCGAUGAACUGGAAACGUUUAAAAAAUACAUAAUAACGAAUAAUUUCGAUUUAGAUAUAAGACCAACGUUAUCUUUUACUAUUUGAUUUAUUUCUUGAAAAAUUUUUGAAUUAAGUGAGGGAUUUUUCGACAGAUUUGUAUUCGAAGAUAUGACAUUCAUUGUUUUUAUCCAGUAUUUGUGCAAAUAUAUUUGUGCAAAAAAAA